AUGGACAUGUACACACAAGUGAACGUGUUUGUCGAUGGCAUACGUGAAGGUUUGACUCGGCUGUCGCUGGGACGCGCGGAGCCUGCCACUUCGGAGGAGGAUUUCGCUAUCGCCCUUUGUGAGGACUUUAGAGUCACCAAGGCCUAUACCAAGCCUUCAGUUGUUACCGCUGUCAAAUCAGUGGGCCCGGAACCUAUGGAGAUCGAUGCAAUUGAGUCGUCGGGUGACCGACGACGCGCUACGCUCUACAAGGGCGACGCCCGUAGCGGACGUCAAAUAAUCUGCUUUCGAUGCCGAAAGCCGGGACAUCGCGCAACUGAAUGCCGCGCGCCAGCACCGAUGUCGGUACACGCGACCGCAACCCAUCAUGAGGGAGGUGCUCCGCUAGCUCGUCCAAGAAACGGACGAGACCAGUAA
Molecule: messenger RNA, 417 nt
Organism: Peronospora matthiolae
Lineage: Eukaryota; Oomycota; Peronosporomycetes; Peronosporales; Peronosporaceae
Source: the annotation of a GenBank genome assembly